GCCGCUUCCUCGCCGCAGACGUUCCGCGGCAACCAACUGGACAACCAGGCCUGGUCCGGUUUCACGGCGUCGCACUACGGCUUCGUCGAAACCCGCGUCUACCAGCGCCGCGAAGAACUCCACGUUUUCAUCAGCGCGGAGCGGUCCACUGACUCCGACGUUCUUAUCUUCGUCGCAGCCGCUAUUUCCAUCCUGAUCGUGAACUAGCUGGUAUAACGGAGACGCGUUCGAUGCAUUGCCGUCGCAAUAAGAACGUCAGUGAGCUUUGUAGACGCCCAAUCGGUCGAGGACCCGAGAACAUGUGAGAGUGCAUCGUGUUGGACUAAUAUAACGAGUACUUUGAAGGGGUACGCUCUGUGGGGGAAGACAGAACCGUCGCCACGGUUGCAUUCCAGAGAUUCCAAUUAGGAUCACUUGUACCACAGAUGAAUAACAAGUUUUUUCAAAGUAGUUUGUGGUGUAAACAUCGUCAGAAGGCCUACGACGAGAGACAAAUAGAGAAUGAAAGUGAGCUAAAGUAUAAAUAUUGACUGAAACAGUCCGCGAAACUAUCCGUCGGAAUGAAACCGAGUGAGACUAUGAUUUAGUCAGUGGUAGAAUUCGCGAGAGGUCGAAAUAAACGUCAAAAGUGUAAAAUUGUGAAGAGAAAUUCUCCCUGCAAAUGGAUCAUCCUAAAUUGUUGGUUAUGAUCUCAUUGGCCAACUAUGUAUGUUAAAAAAAGUCGUGAAACUCAAAUUUAUAACAAUAAAGAUACAAAUAUGAGAAUGAUAUCAUUUAUCAGUGAUAAACGGAUUAUUUCCGUAAGAUAGAUUCCUAAAAAUGAUAUUAAGUAAAAAGAGAAUUAUGAUUAAUUUGAAACAAUGUUUCGGAGAGAAGAAGGCACCAUGAAAACACGGCCUACGAAAGUUCCGUUGUGAUCGGAUCAAAAAACUAGUUUGUCACUGUAAGUGGAGGGUGUUUCUUCGGGUAAACAUGUCGAGUGCACUCCCGGAGGCACCCAUCGGUCUGGACUCAUCGGACUCGGAGAUCAGAUCGAACCACCUGAUGUCGCGACUGGAUCAGGAUUCGGAGGAUGCGGAGAAACGGAAUCAAACGCGAGGAACGGAAUGUAACAACGCGGACAGCGAUUGUGAGAGCGAUACGAGUGAAGUUUUGAGCGUUGGCAGCGAACCGACGCCAACUAGCGUGGUUGGAGUGCGUGUAUGCGGCUCCAUGAGGUACGACCAGGAAUCCGCGAGUAGUCGGGGCGAGUUUCGCGACGAGGAGAACACGAGAACGUCGGCAACACCGUCGCCGUCCAGCUCCGCCAGCUGCAACGAUCUAUAUUACCAACGAACAUCCGGUAAUCACGUUCCAGCACCAAGUCCGCCCGGUUACAGUCAACCACCAUCGUCCCCUACGGCGUCUUCCGUCAGAUCUCCGGCUUCCUCCUCGGCUACCGCCUCGUCCCCAGGUCGACCGGAAGCUGUACAAGAGGCUAUCGUACCUAGAUACCAGUCAAGUCAUCAGCAACACCUUCUUACUCGAUACUCCUCUAGGGAACCUGAUAUUUCCGACUAUACGGCGCGAAUCCAGCACGGCCUAGGUCACGAAAUCGUAUAUCCCACUGUAGAGAGGUUACAUCGUACGUCGAUAAGCGUUCCUCUAGUAACGAGACUCUCGUUGUCACCGCCGUCGGCCAUGACGGUCACCGGGCUUCAAGCGACGACGCCCGUUCUCCAUCCCGCUGCCUGCAGAGACCCGCGGGAGACUACCUCGUUGAUGCCGCAUCAUAGUCAGCAUCUGCAUCACGCCAACACCCACACGCAUCUGCAUCAGGGCUCGCAGGUGCAGCACGUACCGGCGAAUUCGGUGCACCAGCACCGGCUCUCAGUCAGUAAACUCCUGCAACGAGAUUCCGGAAGCCCAGCGUCGCCCGGCGCCAGGGAGGAGAACGGACGCACUUUGCCCGCCGCGAAUGGCGUGCAAAACAGCAUCAGUACCAGCAACAACAGCAAUCAUCAUAACAACAAUAACAACAAUAAUCUACAGCAUCAAGCGAGCCUAAAGUUCAGUAUAGACAAUAUUCUAAAGGCGGACUUUGGCAGAAGGAUCACGGAUCCUAUUUCUCUGAAGAAGUCCCGACCUAAGAAAGUGUCUUCGAGGCCGAUUGAUCUAACGAAAGACUUCUUGGAGUCAUCUUCCGACACUUCCGAGAGGAGCAGCUCGGAGACGACAACGACGACCAACGCCUCCCCUACCAGUGUUCCGGCUGGAAAUUCAACAUCCAAUUCUGCAGGAACAACCGAUCCCGGCAAGAUGAUGUGGCCAGCAUGGGUCUACUGCACCAGAUAUUCGGACAGGCCUUCCUCGGGACGAAAAUCAUCCCGUGUUCCAGGUCCACGCACGAGAAGAGUGAAGAGGACAGACGGACGCGGUGGCGGCACCCCCGAAGAGAAACGUCCCAGGACCGCGUUCAGUGGUGAACAGUUAGCGAGAUUGAAGAGGGAAUUUGCAGAGAACCGAUACCUGACGGAAAGACGGAGGCAACAGCUCUCGAGGGAUUUAGGUCUGAACGAGGCGCAGAUCAAAAUCUGGUUCCAGAACAAGCGGGCGAAAAUCAAGAAGGCCAGCGGCCAGAAAAAUCCUCUGGCUCUUCAGCUGAUGGCACAGGGGCUCUACAAUCACUCGACGGUACCGCUUACUAAAGAGGAAGAGGAACAGGCUGCGGAGCUUCAAGCGAAAUGACGAUUGCAAACUUAAAUAAACACUCGGAAAAUUUAACUUUGCAAUUUUGAUUCCUGAAUUUCGUAUAUCUGACUCCAAAGAAAGCUGUAAGCAAAGGUCGAAUCAUCCUCUGUUCAGUUUUAAUUCUUUGCGUAAGUAUUUUUAAGAAAAUGUUGCGAAGGGAAAGUAGAAUCUGAAAUUCUAUAAUUUUCAAAAUCUAUCAGAUCGCUUGAUAUGAAAACUUCUCCCGAGUAGGAAAUCAUUCGUUAUUAGAAUUUUAUAAAAUAAUUCCUUUCUUAUGGAAACCAAUAACUUUUUUUUUCUCAAAAGAAUCAGAACAUUACUUGUCGAAAAACAAUUUUCGUCCUAUUUCGCUGACUGCGAGUUUUUGAAAAUAAAUAACGAAUCAACCAAAGCGCAAUGUAAAUCUUCAUAUAUUGUUUUAAAAAAAAAAUAAAAGAUAAAUAUGUAGUGUAUUACUUUGAAGAGAGUCGUAUCAUCAGGCCAAAAGACUAAUAAGAAGCUUGUAGAGCGGACCAAAGUCAACGGUCUGUCAUUUCUCUUCCUUAAAAUGAAAGACUGGAGUAUUUAUUUCGCUAGACGUAUUAGUACAACUCGUUAGACAGAGUCAACUCGAGGAAUUCUUGUCUUGUAAUUAGAGCUUCCGAUAGAACAACAGUUUCGGCGAAUGUCGCUUGCCAGCUCGUUCGAAAUAAUCGUGAGCGGGAAGUUAGUUUUACCGAGAUGGUGACGCGAAUAAGUUACGGUCGCCGUUCCCUGCCAUCGCUUUAGGAAAAGAUGAUAAAAACAUUACGACGCUGCACGUUCUUAGACCGCAGUACACGUUGGAUUCAGAUUUCGUAGAAGAAAAGCAAUUCGACGAUACAAGGCGUCUCAUCAGAGAACAAAUGAAUUUCCUGAGAUGCUCCGUGUAAAAUAUUGUCGUACAAAAAACAGAGAAGCAGCUAAUAAUAUUUUGCAUCGUUGGCAAAAAAAUCCGGAGUUCUUAUUUCAUCGAGAAAAGAUAUCGAUGUUAUUAAUUUUCUCUCACAAAAUUGAUUACGUUUGAUCGGAGAAAUAAAAUAUAUUCGAUUAAUAUACCGUGCGAUGGCAUGCAACGGUUAGUUUGUUACGAAGGAGAUUAACAAGUGCCAUGUUUUGCAAUUUUUCCGGCAAGGUCGUUUAUGCGAAAAACCUACAGGACCGUCUUGGUGACGGAGAAAAAGAAAAAAAAAUCGGGAUCGGACGAGUAAGAGUAGAGGGGAAUCAGAUUUUUCGUUAAUUUAUUGUAAAAAUUGUAAGAUAUUAUAUAUCGCGAAAAAACUGGAGUGAUUGCGACGUGCAAUAGAAGAUUAUACAUAAUAAAGAGAGAAGUAAAUAGAGACGAGCUAUGUAUAGGUGUGUUGUAUAUGUAAUUGCGGAGCGACGUGUACAUAAUUUACCAUUUAGCGACGACGUUAUCUCGAUAGACUGUUUAAAAUGUAACUUAGCUAUUUAUUUACGUAUGGUAUAUGAAGCGUAGCGAGCGCAUACGAACGAUCACGCGACAACUGAUACUUGUAAGAUUAUUUAAAUUCGAAUUAAAUAUUCCCAUUAUCAAGCCAA
Messenger RNA from Solenopsis invicta (red fire ant), 4311 nucleotides. RefSeq names its product probable serine/threonine-protein kinase DDB_G0282963. Gene Ontology annotation, biological process: multicellular organism development; neuron differentiation; regulation of transcription by RNA polymerase II. NCBI's taxonomy places the organism in Eukaryota, Metazoa, Arthropoda, Insecta, Hymenoptera, Formicidae. The coding region runs from base 973 to 2727 and encodes 584 amino acids. Gene Ontology annotation, molecular function: RNA polymerase II cis-regulatory region sequence-specific DNA binding; DNA-binding transcription factor activity, RNA polymerase II-specific. The record is from RefSeq and is a predicted model, not a curated record. The transcript is spliced from 3 exons. Gene Ontology annotation, cellular component: nucleus.